Dibothriocephalus latus is the source of this 423-nucleotide messenger RNA. Lineage: Eukaryota; Metazoa; Platyhelminthes; Cestoda; Diphyllobothriidea; Diphyllobothriidae. The record is from the annotation of a GenBank genome assembly.
CUCACGGCCCGUACGCGCGGAGAUCGAGCCCACGAGUCCAGCGGCUGUAUCGACCUCGCGUCAGCCUACUGUCGCAUAAACCGCGCCAGGGGCGUAGAACUCAUCUCGCCCGAGGAUCUCCUCUAUGCGGCCAAAAUGAUGGAACGCCUCAAGCUGCCCCUGCGUCUGAAGCGCUUUGAAAGUGGUGUUAUGAUAAUUGAACUCGCCUCUGAGUCCGACGAGUCCACCACGCGGUCCACUCUGCAGUGUGUGGAGUCCAACCAGUGUCUUUCAGCCGGUGCCUUGGCUCGCCUCGCGGGCAUUGCACCCAUCCUCGCACGCGAACGCCUCCUGCAGGCAGAGGAGCGAGGCCUACUGUGUCGCGACGACACCGACGGUGGUCUCCUCUUCUAUCCAAACCUCUUCCAAACGCGUGCCGCCUAG